This is a messenger RNA of Microdochium trichocladiopsis, 1149 nucleotides long. Its product is annotated as emopamil binding protein. Bases 276 to 1016 code for a protein of 246 amino acids. Gene Ontology annotation, molecular function: cholestenol delta-isomerase activity. Gene Ontology annotation, cellular component: membrane; endoplasmic reticulum. Gene Ontology annotation, biological process: sterol metabolic process. The record is from RefSeq and is a predicted model, not a curated record. NCBI's taxonomy places the organism in Eukaryota, Fungi, Ascomycota, Sordariomycetes, Xylariales, Microdochiaceae. The transcript has 3 exons.
UUGUGCUGAUUUCAAUAGUCAGGCGCACCUGGGUAGUGGUGGAGGCGAGAGUUGUUUGAUCGACAUCGAUUUUCUGCAAGCCACAUCCCCAGAUCAUGUACCCCUGUCGACCCACUCCACUGUCUCACACUGACCCACCCUGGUGGACCCAUACCAGCUUGACAGCAAUAAAACUCCACAAUGGCUCACCAAAACUAUCACGACCAUAAGUCGCGUCAGGCUUCUCCAACCCGGGCCAAGACCUCCCAUCAACUCACCAGCACCCACACCUAAUCAUGGCCUCCUUCACCGAGUCCCUCCCGGCCGACCUCUUCGACCCCACAACUCUCAUCUCGCUCGCGUCCACGGUGGCCAUCCUGGCCGUGGCCUACGCGUUGUCGCUAUGGGCACUUCCUGACCGCGCCACAACGUCAGGCACUCAGCGGUUCCUCUUCAUCUGGCACGCAUUUGACGCGCUUCUACACUUCAUCCUCGAGGGCUCGUUUCUGUACCACUGCUUCUUCUCGUGGGUCGACAUUGCGGAUGUCGCGGACCCGAGUAGCCUCGCCCCCUCGCCGAGUAAUUACCUCGGAUAUCAAGGACGGGCGUACGGGCCUCAGGCCGGCGGGGACAACGCGUUUGCGCAGCUGUGGAUGGUAUAUGCGAAUGCAGACUGGCGGUGGGCAGGCGCCGACUUGACCAUAAUCUCGCUCGAGCUCCUGACGGUCCUCCUCGCCGCGCCCCUGGCGUGCCUGAUCUGCUACGGCCUCGCCCGCAAGGACCCCCGGACCAACAUCCUCAUGAUUGUCGUCGCCACGAUGGAGCUGUACGGCGGGUUCCUCACCUUCUGCCCGGAGUGGCUCACGGGCAACCAGUACCUCGACUCGAGCAACUGGAUGUACCUCUGGCUGUACCUCGUGUUCUUCAACAUGCUGUGGGUGUUUGUGCCUGCGUACGUGCUCCUCGUCGCGGGGCUGGAUGUCGUCGACGCGCUGAGGGUCAGGGCGGAGGUGCAGGCCGGGAAGAAGGCGCAGUAAGGGGCCUGAGUGCUGGGCUACGAGAAGAAAGAAAAGAGACUCGGUAGGAACUCGGGGUGUGGGCGCAGAUGAAAGGGGAGAGGACGGAGGAGGUUGGAUUCAUCUUUUUGAAAUAUGGAUGCGUCCACGAUGC